Molecule: messenger RNA, 1455 nt
Organism: Entamoeba nuttalli P19
Lineage: Eukaryota; Evosea; Mastigamoebida; Endamoebidae
Exons: 1
Coding region: 1-1455 (484 amino acids)
Source: RefSeq, a predicted model, not a curated record
AUGCAACGAGGAGGAAGAGAAAAAGGAGUAAAGAAGUUGUCUAAGAAAGAAAAAGAAAAAUUAGAAAAAGCAAAAGAAGAAGAACAACGUAAAAAAGAAGAAGAGAAACAAAGAAGAAGAGAAGAAAAAUUACUUGGAAUCAAACCAGACAGAAAUGAGAAGAAAGAGGUUAAAGAGGAAAAGAAUGAGGAUAUAGAAAAGGUUGAAGAAACAGAAAAAAAAGUUAAAAGUAAUAAAACUCCUAAGAAAAGUAAAGAACAAAAACGAAAUGAACGUAAUGAAAAGAAAGCAGAAAAGUUAAGAAAAGAAGAAGAAAUUCUUAAUCAGAAAGUUGAACAUAUUCCUGUUGAUACUUUUUCUGAAAACGUUCAAUUAGAAAUUGAAGAAGAAGUUAUUACUGUGGCUAAAGAAGAAAUACAUGAAUCAAAUGCAUUAGAAGAGUUUGAUACAAAGAAUGAAGUUAAAGAAAAAAAAGUAAAGAAAAAUAAAGUAGUAGAGUUAGAAAUCAAAGAAAGAAAUGGUAAAAUUAAUUUAAAAGGAUUACCAAAAGAAAUUAGAAAAAAGAAUAUUAUCAAUGAAGAAGAAAAAUUAGAAAUGCUUAAACAAUAUUUUGAACAAUGGAACGAACAAGCUGAUAUGGAUUAUUAUCCAUUCAAUCAUUUGAGUGCUGCUGAUAAUAAAGAUCUUAAUCAAAUAUUAAAUCAAAUUAGUAUAUCUAAAAGAAAGAAUUAUUUAAAACAAUAUAAAAAUGAUUCAUCAUUUUCUCUUGGAAAAUUAUUCUAUGUUGAAGCACUAUCAUUAUCAACUGAAACACUACAAUUUACUGAAGAAGAAAUUGAUAUUCAUUUGAUUUAUCUGUUCAUUCAACAUGAAGUUUACAAAGUAUAUUCUUUAGUUUUAGUUCAUCAACAAUCUCUUUCUAAAUUUGAUCUUACUCUUCAUAAACAGAUUAUUGAAACAUUAUUAAAUGCUAUUAAGAAAACAAAAUUACCUCAGGCUGUUUCUUUAAAAGCAUUCCAAGCAGCAUAUGCUCUUCAAUUAGAUUCAACUCCAUUAAAAGAAUAUUAUGCAGAAUUAAUUGAAAUUCCUAAUUUAUUAAAAGGAAAAGUUCCAUCUAAAAUCUUUGAAUUUGGAUUAUCUGAAUCAGUGGAUUUAGCUGCACAAAUGCUUGUUAUUGAUCCAUUGGCAUUUAGGUCAUGGGAUGAUUAUGUUUUAAAUAACCUUAAACAUUCAGAGCAAUUACUUCAAAUAGUGAAAACUUAUCAAACUGAUGAAUUAAAGUUAUUCUGCUCAAGGAUGAUUGAAACUUAUUCUAACAAUCCUAAAUUUUCAAGAUUUUUAAGAGAAUGUUCAUCAAUUGUUAAUCCAAUGAGUGUCUUAAAAUUAGUUGGCAUAACAAUGACAGUAUUAGUUUGUGUUGCUGCAAUUGCAUAUGUUUCACUCUUCUCCAAUUAA